This is a messenger RNA of Cryptotermes secundus, 1472 nucleotides long. RefSeq lists its product as uncharacterized. The transcript has 5 exons. Bases 31 to 1029 code for a protein of 332 amino acids. The record is from RefSeq and is a predicted model, not a curated record. NCBI's taxonomy places the organism in Eukaryota, Metazoa, Arthropoda, Insecta, Blattodea, Kalotermitidae.
CAGGACCACAGUGCGGCUGGAAGGAUCAGAAUGAGGUGUCUGCAUAUGCUGGUGAUACUGAAUGUGGUGUCAAUUCCAAUAAGCAAGUGUGAAGAGGAGGUUGGGUCAGAGUACCUCAGAUCUGUCAUAAACAAGCUACAAAGUGAACGGAUACAAUCAUCAGUUCUGUGGAACAGUAUCAACCUGGCUCACACUACAGAUGGAACUCACCAUGACAUAGCAGGAAAAAUCAUAGGACCAACUCCUCUUCCAACUGCAGGAACAGAGUUAGACCAGAGCCCUGCAGAACAUAUAAAACAAAAACUGCCACUACCUCAGCCUCUGUCAAAAGAGGAGCUGGCAGCUCUUUAUCAGGCAGCAGUGAAUAAGGGAGCUUUCUUGGAUUUGGCUAGCAUGACAUCUGGCUCAGUUCAAGGAGCACAGGCACUUGAGAAUUUGUUUGGUGGUCUGAAUAUGAACAAGGUCCAUGCACAGGAUGAGCAAGCCUAUUACUAUUAUUUCUUCCCUAUCAAGAGUUUCGACACUGAACCAGCUAAGACUAAUGAGGUGAAACAAAUAAGUACAGCCGCUCCGUCGAGCAAACCUGCAUCCCAAGCGGCUUCUCUGAUUCCCACUGCAAUGAUGAUUCUUGAUUCAAGCUCAAAUAAGAGCGUAGAGCCAUUGUUCAUGGCAAUUGCUGGCUUUGUUGGAAUGGCACUCAUGUUUGCUGUCUCCGUUUUAUUCCUACCAAAAUUUGGAAACCUUCGAUCCAGAGGAAUAUCAGCUCUUAAACAUGUUCCUGAUGAACUCGCAACACUUACCAAAUUAGUUUUAGAUGGCAUUGAUGGCAAAGAUUGUACUGAGAGGAUUGCCUGUGAAGUGGGGCAUGCUGUUCGAAGAAUGCAACUGGACAAGAAGCCAAUAAGGGUGCUGGAAAUUUUGUUGCCCCCUUCCCUGAGCAAGCAGCUUCAACUUAUUCGUAAGGCAGCAGCAAAGAAAGAAAAAUGCAAUUUCAUACCAUGCAAAUGGAAGGGAACUAAGGCAAUAUAAAACAGCUGUAUUUUCACAGUGAGUUUUCUAGACAGUACAGCUGUGAAGCAAACUUGUCUGCUACAUGGUUGGCCCAGCUUGAUAGCAAGAGUGUCCGACUCAUCACCUGAAACUGUGCUCACAAAGAACUCACUGUAUAUUUAAUUAUGUGCUUCAUCACUGAUAGCAAGGAUUUCAACUCAGGUGGAAGUUCACAAGUAUAACCUUCAUACCUCUGUGUUUUCAACAUCACUACUCUCCUUCAUUAUGUUUCUUACAAACUGAAAUGAAGUCAGUUCGUUGUAUGAACUAUAGUUUCAUGCAGCAUAUGCUCAAGUAAUUUAUUUAUUUAUUUAUUUAUUUGAUGACGCUGUCAGUAGCUCAGGCUAUAUAGCAACAAGUGAUAAGGUGAUCAGUAAAAUUACAAAAGGGUAAUCAGCUCUGUCCAGUGUGACUGAUAAAAU